AAUCGAUCGGCGAAGAAGAGAGAAGAGGAGUUGAACCAUUUGCGAUUCUAAAGCAGUUUCUUCGUUCCGAUGGAGUCUGAUAACGAUAAUUUGUCUGAAGUUGAUUCGUCUCCGCAGAAGCUACGCAUGUUCGGAAUGGGUAGAACAAUUGAUGAUCGCGAAGAUGAGAGUGGGAGAAGAAGGAUCAAAGGUGUUGAAGUUUAUGUUCCUAUUGUGUGUGGAUCGGUUGCUUUUUUUCUUGGAAAGAGAGCCACAGAUUAUAAAACACAUAAAUGGACUGUCUAUGUACGUGGAGCUACGAAUGAGGAUCUUGGUGUGGUUAUCAAGAGAGUCAUCUUCCAUUUGCAUCCAAGUUUUAAGAACCCAACUAGAGUGGUUGAUUCUCCUCCGUUUGCAUUGUCUGAGUGUGGUUGGGGAGAAUUCAAAAUCGACAUUACUGUUUUUCUCCAAACCGAUGUCUGUGAAAAGACCUUGGAGUUGUCUCACGUCUUGAAGCUGAACCCGGAGAAUGAAUAUGGUCCUAUUCCUAAGUCUAUCAAGAUUCCCAUUGUCGCUGAGUCUUACAAUGAAAUUGUCUUUCCUGACCCUUUCGAGAGUUUCCUCACCCGUGUUCAUAAUCACCCUGCUGUACACAUCUCUAAGCUUCCAGAUGGUUUCAACCUGCCUCCUUCAGGAGUGGCUGAAAGUUAUCACCAGUUGAGAAAAGGAGACACUAAGGAUCAUCCACUCAGUCAAUGGUUUUUGACGUUUUCAGAAGCAGAUGAGCUUUUUAAACUUACGGCAGUGCGACAGAAGGUACAAGCUGAUAUUGCCAAGCUUAGACGACAGUUGAUCAUGAUAGAUGGGCAACCUGAAGGACUUUAGUCUUCCUCGAUGAGGACCAUACAACAGAGAGGAGUUUGCUCGGAAAGUUUUCGUGAUACAUUAACAUAUCUCGAUGGGGGUUUAAAAACCUGAUAUAUCAUAAUAUCUGAACAACUGUGCUAACUGUGUUAGAACAUGUAAAAAAGAACCAAUUUGUAGUCAAUAUCUGUGUUCGUACCUACAAAGUACUAAUGAUUAUGCUUUUGUUCAUUA
Messenger RNA from Capsella rubella, 1077 nucleotides. Its product is annotated as transcription initiation factor TFIID subunit 14. NCBI's taxonomy places the organism in Eukaryota, Viridiplantae, Streptophyta, Magnoliopsida, Brassicales, Brassicaceae. The record is from RefSeq and is a predicted model, not a curated record. Bases 70 to 864 code for a protein of 264 amino acids. The transcript is spliced from 6 exons. Gene Ontology annotation, biological process: regulation of DNA-templated transcription.